AUGACACAAUCGUUGUCCAAAUAUUAAAAGACUUUGGAGUUGUAAAGCAUAGUAAAUGAUAAACUAAAUCAAAUCAUUUCAUCUGAUAAUGCUUUUCAAAAUAUAGUAGAAUGCUUUUUUGUUGGAUUGAAAAAAGAAAAUGAUAAGUAGAUAGCUAUCAAGUGGCUUAUUUAAAUGAUACCUAACAAUAAUUAUCUUAUUUAAUAGAAACAAAAUUUAGAUGAAAGGGUCUAGCAUUUGAGGAAUCGAAGGCUAUAAUCAGGGGAUGAAUCCGAGUAAAAUAAGAAGAUUUGUCAAUAAUAUGAGAAAUUGUAUUAUGUAAAAUAUACUAAGAAUUUGGAAGGACUUAAAGAAUAUCUAAGACAAGAUGAAUUUUUUAAUAUUUGUAGAUUUCCUAUCUCUUUAAAUUCAUAAAACUCUGUUUUUGUAAAGCUGAAUCAUUAUGGCUUCAAAAUAAUAGAUUUAAUAAUAUAUUGUAGAAAUCCUUCUUUUUAAUUAAAUUCUAUAACAUUAAAAAAUUUAAUUUUUUUUUUUUUUAUACCUGAGGAAUUAUAAAUAGAAGAAAAAGAAAAAAUAGGAUUAUUUUAAAUAUUAGGAGAAAUUCUUUGUAAUAGUUGGAUAUAAUUCGAAUAUCAUUAUUAAAAAUUAUAAUAGUAAAAUUAAGACUAAACUUAAUUACAAAAACAAUUGGAUAUAUUAAAAUUAUUGUAGUAAGAUUCAUCAAAAUUAUAUCAUUCAAUACAACAAAUAAUAAAAUAAUUAUUAAAUAAAAAUGAUUCAAGUACUUUACAUUUUACUGAUAUUGAGAAUCUUAUUGAUAAACUAUUACCAAUAAAUUUUGAUCUUUAAAUUAUUUUCUAUAUGAUGUGCUUUUAUUGUUUAAUUAAUUUUGAUUAAUAUUACAAUCAGAAGUUGGCAAAAAAUAAUAAAGAUGAAAAAUUUUAAUUACUUAAUCUAUAUCUUUAGUUCAGAAGGGAUUCAACUAGGUAAAUUGAUGGAGAAUUAAUGAUUAAAUUAGAACAAUAUUAAGAAAAACAAUCUUCCAAAGAAGAGAAAUUGUAAAAAUUGAAACAACUUUCUUUUUAUGAUUUAUUAGAAAAGAUUUUUGAAGAAAACUUAUAUACUCUUAAUAAAAAAUAGCAUAUUGUAAAUUUGAAUUUACUUAAUCAGAAAAAUGCAAAAUUGUUAAAUAUAUUAACUAAUAUACGUGAUGAGAAACAACGUGAAGUAGCAUAAUUAUUGAGAACCCUGAUAUAGGAAAAUAAUUUAAAUUAAAUUAUUUUAAAAAUAAAUUAAGAAAGAUAAAAAUAUUUGUCUGAAGAACUAGAAAUUAUUCUUCAAAUUGUGAUAGUAUAUUUAGAUAGAUCGGGUAUUAAUUUUUAACUGCUUAAAUCAGCCUUAUAGUAGGGCAGAAGUGAAAAUGAAAAGAAGGAUAUUAUUAAUGUAUCUGAAUUUGAAUCUUUGCCAUUUCUAUAGUAAAUUAAUUUGCUAGCCCAAUUUUCAGAUGAUUAAUUAAAAUUGGUUCCUAAUUAAGAUCAAAUUGCUAAUAAUUUAAUUUAAAAAUACUUAAAUAAUGAAACUCAAAAUUAUAUUGAAGUUCUUUAAAUUAUCAGAAGAUUAUUUUAAUAAAAUUAAGCAUUAAAAUAGUUUAAUUAAUUAACAAAAUUAUUCUCUCAACUUUUUCAUUUAAAUAAUAAUUAAAUAUAUCAAUUAAUAUAAGAGAAUAGAUUAAAUUAAGUUUCUUAAUAGAUUUAUAUUAAUACUAUAAGUAUCUUACAUUAUCUUUUCAGCAAAUUAAAGGCAGUAAAUGAAAAGCAAGAUUUCAAGGACAGUAUAAGAAAUAUCUUAAGAUUUCCAUAAAUCUAUUGUUUUAAUAAUUUCCUUGAAUUAUUUUUGGACAUAUAAUUAAAUCUAGAAUAGAUAAAAAAUGUUUUCAAUUUAGUUUAUUAUUGGUAAACAGAAUAAAAUUAAUAAUUAUAAAAUUCUGCUGAAAUUUUUUAUAUGUAAGAUGCCGUUCUGUAUAGAAAUACAUUUGAAUCAAUAAAUUAUUUUAACAAUAAUUAAUUAGAACCUACAAUAUUUGAAUAAAAACUUAGAAGUGACAUUUAUCCAAGAAAUCUGAAUAUUUAAUUAGAAGAAUUUAAUAUUUCUAUGACUCUUUUAGAUAAAAAAUAACAACAAAAUUUAGUAAAGGAAUGGAUUUAGGAUGUUAAGGAUUCUAAUAAUUUUAAAAAAUUAAUACCAUUCUUUUUUAAUAUUAUAAAAAGAGGAGAAUCAUCUAAGACAUUCUUAUCAAUUAUUAAUUAGCAAAUAAAAUAUAAUAAGGAACUUUCAAUAAAAUAUGGAUAUUUCAAUUAAAAAUCUAUAUUUUAAAUAUUCUAUAAUAAUGCUAAUGAUGAAUUAAAAGUAAUGCUUUUAAAACUUAUGAGUAAAUAAUAUCCAAUUCCAUUAUUAUAUAGAACUCCUUAUAAUGCAGAAACUGGAGAAUUAGAAAAAUUAACAUUUAAUAUCAAUACCUUUUAUGUUUUCUAAGAAAACUUUCCAAUUAUAAAUUUAAGUCUAAAUGAAAAACAAAAAAAAAUUGGUAAAACAAAAUUAAUCAAUAAAAUCUUUUAUUAAUAAGAUAAAUUUGAAAUAUAGGACAGUAAUUAAUUAAAUAAUUAAACAAUUGAUAUUAUGUAUGAUUUUGAAUUUUAAGGUUCAAGAAACCUGUCUGUAGCUGAUGCCCAUAAUUUUAUUCCUUUUACUAUUUUAGAUGAUAUUUUACCAAUGUUUAAAUUGUGGAUUAUUUAAUUGGAUACUGAAAAAGAAAUUGAAAUGACAAUUUAAAACUUAUAAAAAUUACAAUCUUUUUAAAUUAAGGAAAAAGUAGUCUGCUUUUUAAUUAGAAAUUCAUCAUCUUAAGACUUGAAUGAAAAUUAGAAGGAAUUAUUAUAUUCCUUAAAUAUCAAAUAUAAAAAAAUAAUUGAUUUAUCAGACAAAGAUUUAAAUAAAUAAAUGGAAGAUGAUGAAAUCGAAUAAGUAUCUCAAUUUUUGUAUGAUAUAAUAAAUCAAAAUAGUAAAGUAUAUACUGUAAAUUAAGAGCAAUAUUUUAAAUUUAUUUGUUAAAUGAAGUGUCAAAAUUUGGAAUAAACUAAUGAAAUUAAAUUAUCCUAAAAAUUAUUUUCUGAUAUUGAAAAAGAAUUAGAAAAAUAAAUGAAGCAUGAAUAAGGUUUUUACAAUAAGAAUGCUUUUCCAUUAAGAAGCAUUGAUUAUUAAAUCAAACAAGAAAAAGAUGAGUAUAUUCGAAUUGAAUAGAGUAAGGAUGACCAAACUAAGCAAUAAAAAUUACAGCGAAUUAAUCAAAACAUAAAAGUUUUAUAAUCAUAAAUGAAAUCAUAAUAACCAACAAAAAUAAUCUCUAAAUUUUGUAGUUUAUUAAAAAAACCUAACUAUUAUAUAUUAUAUCUUCAUUUUGUGGAUAUAAUUAGAAAAUUUAAUGAAAAAAACACUUAUGAAUUAUAGGGUUAAAAUUAAAAACUUAAUGAAGAAAUUUAAGAAUUAAAAAAAGAAAGGGAUGAGCUAAAAUCAAAAGAUAAAAAUAAAGAAAUCACAAUUAAAUAAAUUUAAUAAAGAGAUGAAAUAUAAAAAUUAAUAGAUGAAAAAGUUCUAUAAUUAAAAUAGAAUUCGAAAAUAAUCUCAAAGAGAAAUAUUGGGAUUGAAUUAUUUUGGAGAGAAAUCAUAUCUUAAAAAGAUUAAUGUAUUAAAUCAUAAAUUGACAUUGAUCCUGCAAAAAUAAUUAAAGAAAUGAUUUCUAAAGGAGAACCAUAUGAAUUUUUGGAUGGAGACCAAUUAAGAAUAGACUAAUAGUUUUUAAUAAAGCUUAUUUCUAAUUUUAAAGAUUAAGGAUAGGAAAGGAUUUUAGUAUUAAGUGUAUUAGGACCAUAAAGUUCUGGUAAAUCAACAAUAUUAAAUAAAAUAUUUGGAUGCCAUUUUUGGACAAGUGUUGGUAGAUGUACGAAAGGAAUUUAUUUAUAAUUAUUAAAAAUACAUAAUAAAGCAUUUUUUAAUAAUUUAUUUGAUUACAUUAUUAUAUUAGAUACUGAAGGUCUUUAAAGUCCAAAUUAAGAUGAUUAAGAAUUUGAUAAAAAAAUAGCUCUCUUUGUAUUAUCGAUUAGUGAUAUUAUACUCGUUAAUGUUAAAGGUGAUAUUACAAAAGAGUUUAGAUCAUUAGUUGAAAUGUGUAUAUAUACUUUAGGAUAAAUGAAAAGUUUUACAAGUUCAAAAUAAAUUACUUGGUGUUUUAAUUAAAAUAAUGAUGUCAAUAAUUAUGCACCAUUUUUAGCAUAAUUACAAUCUAUUGUAACAAGUUUAAGUACAGAAUUCAGUAAUCAAAAAGAGGAAGAUGAGGUUAUAGAUUAUACUGAAAUUCUUGGAAUUACUUAAGCAAAUAUCAAAAUUUUAGGAUUUGCAUCUACAGAAAAAUUAUGGAGACAAAAUGAAAGCGACGGAAUUUAUGCAGAUUGGCGCCAGUUAAUUAUAAAUGGAACAUUUUCUGAAGAAGCAUAUGAAUAUGGGAUUAGAGUUAUUAAAGCAUAUGUUGAUAAAUUUGGUAGAGGAGAUGAUUAAGGAAGAUAAAUGGAAAAUUUAUAAUAUUUUAUAUAAAAGAUUGAAACAACUUGGCAAAGUAUAUCAAGCCUACCUGAUUUAAUAGAAUUUUCUCAAUUAAUAUAUCAUUAACAAAAUCAAUUUAUGAGGUAAUAAUUUAAUGAAAUCAUGAAUAAUUAUGUGUUUCCUAAAUAAAAUGAUUUCAUCUAAAAUAUUCAAGAGAGUAUUUAAUAAAAUAAUUUAAAAUUAUCUCUUGAAGCAUUGACUGAAAUAGAGAAACAACAAAUCAAUUAUAUGAAUGGGCAAUUCGAUUAAAUCAGGAAAGAAUUUAUUGAAAAAUUAACAACCAUCAAAAAUGAAAAAAAAAUUUCUAAAAAGGUUUUUACGAGGUAUGUGAAUAUGGUUAAGGAUAGAAUUAAGAGUGAAAUUGCAGCAUGUUAAUUGAUAAUAUACAAUGAAAUCAAAACUUAAGAAACUAAUUUAUAAAAGAAAAAAGGGGUUCAUUUUAAUUGAUAGAUUUAUAUAAGAGUUACUAAAAAAGGAGGAAGAAUUACAAAAAUAUAAAAAAAACGAAAACAAGAUAAAAAUGAAAUUUAAUGAAAUUUGGGAGAAAAUCUUAAAUGAACAUAUUAAGUAAUAAGAAGAGAUGUUUAAAGAGUGUUGUGAUAAAUAACUAGAAGUUAUAUAAUAAGAGUUUUAAAAGUAUAUAUUGAAAACAAAUAAUGAACCUUUUUAUAAAUAAAAGUAUCAUUAAAAGCUAAUUAAAAAAGCCCCAGAAAAAGGUGACUUUUUAACUUCACUCGAGAUAUUUAAUCCAGAAUUACAAACUUAAUAAUUUAUGGUUGUCGAAAAGACAAAUAAAAAUUACUAAUAUUAUGAAAAUUUUUGCUAAAGUAUUUCAAAAAAGAUAGCCAAACUUAACGACAAAUAUGUUUUAUAAAUAAAUAAUUUCUACUCUUAUAAAAUUGAAUUAAAAUGGAUAACAAAAAAUAGUUUUAAUAACUAUAUAAAAACAGAUUUGAAUUAAGAUAUUAAAUAAUAUUACAAUAUUGAAAAAAAACAAGGCAAAUAAGCAAUUAAAUAAUUUUUAGAGCAAUUCACUAUUUUUGGCUAUUAAAUUGAUGAAAAAUAUAUUGAUCAAAUAUUUAAUAAUUUAAAUUCUUGGUAUGGGACAGAUAUAUCAUAAUAACUCAUUAAAUGCUUCUAACCUAAUUAAAGACUAUACUACAAUGACACACAAUAUGAAAUAUCAAUCAAUUUCAUUAACUAACAUUGUAAAGGCUUAGCAAAAAUUGUUUAAAAAAAAAAUUACACCAUUUAUAUAUUUGAUAAUUUAAACAAUUUAAUUAAAACCUAUAAUUAAGAUGAUAAUUUUCUAUUGGAAAAGAAAUAAGAUAUAAUUGUGAAUGAAAAUUUUUAAUCUUAUAAUAUUUUUCAUUAUAUCUAGAAUUAAAAGGAUAACUAUUAGCAUUAAAAUCAAAUUAAGAAUAAUAUUGCAAAAGUUGUCUAAGAUCUGAUGAAUGAAAAUAAUAAUGAAGGCUGGAAUAAAAUGUAUGGAGAGAUUCAUUAAAUGAUACUAGAUGAAAUUAUUGACAUAAAUAAAAAUGCCAUUAUUCAAGAAAAUGAAAAUGUCAAAGUUAAUAAAUAUAGUUUUAGUUAAAUUAAAAGAAUCAUGUAAAAAAUUGAAGUGUAAAUUAAAGAAUUUAAUAUGUAAUUCUCUGAUUUUGGUGUAAUCUUAAAUGACCUAGGAGAGAGAUGUCUAUUUUAUUAUGCCAUUUUCACUGUGUGGAGAAUAUUAUGUUUUGGACUAUAUCAAUCUAUAGAAAGUAAUAUUAAAGAAUUGAAAGAUUAAACUGACGAAUAAUAUAUUAAAUUUAAGGCUGAUAUUUAAUAAAAUAAGAAAGAAUAAAGUAAAAUUAGAGGAUAAACUUAAGCUUAAGAUAUCAUCAAUUAAGCAACUUAAAGAUGUUAUUAGUAAUACUGUAAAGAAGCAGAAUAAAUAAUAGCCAUUUAAAGUAAAGAGUCAAGCUUUGAUUUAAUGAAGAAACUUGACAAAGAAAUUCUAGAAAGAUCAGAUAAAAAUAUUACAGAUGAAUAAAUUAUAUCAUAUAUCAGAAAUCAAUGUGCUUAUAUAGGAAAAUAUGUUAAAGACAAAAUAACUAAUAUUAAAUCAGAAAUUUAAAUUAAAUUAACAAAUAAAUUAAGGUAAGAUUUGAAAUCUCAUCUUUAAAAAGUUGAUGCAAACACAAAAAAUUUACAUGAUUUUGUCACUUAUGAUCUAAAGGCAUAAGACUACUUUAAAUAGUUAAACAAUCCUGAUGAGGCUCCAGAAUUAUUAUAUAAAAUAGUUUAAAGUUGUCUUUAAGGAUAAGUUUAAUAGAAUUUAUUAGAUUAAAUAAAAGAAGAUAAAAGAGAUGCAUUCUAAACUUAAGAUUUUCAUAUUUUUGAUUUUCCUUUAUGUAUGCCAAUUUAAAAAUCAGAUGCAGAAAUAUAAAUAUUGUUAGAUUUUGUUAAGGCUUUUGAAAAGAAAAUAAAAGAUUCAAUUUCAAGUUUAGACACUAUGCAGAUUGAAUUCGAAAAACUUAAAGUUUAAGCUGAUUUAGAUGCAUUACAACUAAAAUAAAUUGGAUGUUUAGAAUUCUGUCCUAUUUGUAAAAGAAAAUGUGAUUAAGAAAUUGAUGAUAAUAAUCAUUAACAUUAAUGCAGAAAUGGACAUUAAUUAAGAGGUAUUUAUUAUAUUAUAAAUUAGGCAUGAGUGGAGUCUUAAUUGGUUGUCAUCCUUCUUUAUAUACUUGUGAAGAAAUACAAGAUGAUUUUUUCAUAUCAGAAUUAGAAACAUAAAAUAUAAAAAAGUGGAAAGAAAUUAAAUAAAUAUAUAAUACAUGGUUAUUUUCUUGUCUCACGAAAGAUGAGUUAAAUUUAUAGAAGGAAAAAUUCAUGAAGAUUUGGAAUAACAAUAUUGGACAGAUGAUUUGCAAAAAAUUAACAGAAGAAAUUGGAAAAGAUAUAUUUUAUGUUCCAAAGUAGGAAGUUGAGCUAGGAGCAAAUUCAGGAAAUUAAAAGACAGCUCAUUAUAUAUUAAUGCUAGAUGACUCUGGAUCCAUGUAUGGAAGACCUUUUGAAUCUGCUAAAUAAGGUUUGGUGGCUUUUCUUUUUGAGAUUCAAAAAAAUCCUAAUUCAAGGGUUACUAUUAUUAUUUUCAAUAGCUCAGCUAGAUGUGCUGUUGACUAUUAAAUUCCUAAUGCUUAGGCUUAAUAAUCUUAGAUAAUAUAUUAAGGUGGUGGAACUAAUUUCAAUGCAGCCUUUUUGCUUGCUUGUGAGAAAAUUUCUUAAAAUAAAGAAUUUGAUAAAUUCGAUUCGUAAAUAUAUUAAUUUAUAAUUAGCCAUUCUAUAUUCUUUUACACUGAUGGAGGCGAUGGAUAUCCUAGAUAAGCUUUGGAAAAAUUUAAAUAAAUUACUCCAGAAAAAAAAUAAAAAAUAGAAUUAAUUGCUUGUUCUGAAGAAUAAUCUCCAAUUACAUUAAUCAAGGUUGUAGAAUUUUUUAAAUCAAACUUUGGUUUUGCUAAAUUACAAGCUUCAAUGUAACCUUAAUAGAUUGCAUCAGUUUGGAUAGAAGAAGUGAGCAAAUUGACUCAUUAAAUAAAAAAUUGUUGA
Messenger RNA from Paramecium primaurelia, 8241 nucleotides. NCBI's taxonomy places the organism in Eukaryota, Ciliophora, Oligohymenophorea, Peniculida, Parameciidae. The record is from the annotation of a GenBank genome assembly.